GUAGAAAUAGAAAACAGGAUUAUGGAAUUAUGUCAUCAGUUACCUCAUGGGAUUACAGAACAAGUUAUUCAGAAGGAGAUGCCUCACAUAGAAGCUCAACAGAGGGCAAUGGCCAUCAACAGACUCUUAUCUAUGGGACAGUUGGAUCUCUUAAGAAGCAACACAGGCCUUCUUUAUAGAAUAAAAGAAUCUCAAAAUACUGGAAAAAUGAAGGGAUCAGAUAACCAAGAGAAGCUAGUGUAUCAAAUCAUAGAAGAUGCUGGAAACAAAGGUAUCUGGAACAGAGAUAUUCAAUAUAAAAGUAACUUGCCAUUAACAGAAAUAAACAAAAUAUUAAAGAAUUUGGAAAGUAAAAAGCUUAUCAAAGUUGUUAAAUCUAUGGCAGCCUCAAAGAAAAAGGUUUAUAUGCUGUAUAAUUUACAACUCAGAUCAGUAACUGGUGGAGCCUGGUAUAGUGACCAAGAUUUUGAAUCUGAAUAUGUAGAAGUGCUGAACCAACAGUAUUUUAAAUUCUUACAGAGCACGGCAGAAACAGCUAGAAAAAGCAAACAGAACCCCAUGAUACAAAGAAACAGUUCAUUUUCUCAUGAAGUGUGGAAAUAUAUUUGUGAACUAGGCAUUAGUAAGGUAGAGUUUUCCAUGGAAGAUAUUGAAACAAUUUUGAACACACUUAUUUAUGAUGGAAAAGUGGAAAUGACAAUCAUUGCUGUAAAGGAAGGUACAGUUGGAAGUGUUGAUGGACAUAUGAAACUCUAUAGAGCUGUUAGUCCAAUCAUACAGCCUACUGGCUUAGUCCGAGCAUCCUGUGGACUCUGUCCAGUUUUUGAUGACUGCCAUGAAGAUGGUGAAAUUUCACCAUCAAAUUGUAUUUACAUGACAAAGUGGCUGGAAUUUUAA
This is a messenger RNA of Dromiciops gliroides (monito del monte), 897 nucleotides long. RefSeq names its product DNA-directed RNA polymerase III subunit RPC6-like. The record is from RefSeq and is a predicted model, not a curated record. Gene Ontology annotation, biological process: transcription by RNA polymerase III. Lineage: Eukaryota; Metazoa; Chordata; Mammalia; Microbiotheria; Microbiotheriidae. Gene Ontology annotation, cellular component: RNA polymerase III complex.